Messenger RNA from Mytilus californianus (California mussel), 1078 nucleotides. Its product is annotated as peptidyl-glycine alpha-amidating monooxygenase-like. Bases 49 to 975 code for a protein of 308 amino acids. Gene Ontology annotation, cellular component: extracellular region. NCBI's taxonomy places the organism in Eukaryota, Metazoa, Mollusca, Bivalvia, Mytilida, Mytilidae. Gene Ontology annotation, molecular function: oxidoreductase activity, acting on paired donors, with incorporation or reduction of molecular oxygen, reduced ascorbate as one donor, and incorporation of one atom of oxygen; copper ion binding. The record is from RefSeq and is a predicted model, not a curated record. The transcript has 12 exons.
CCAUAUAUAACAGCUCAUUAUGGAGAGAAUGGACAGGAAGUUUAUAAAAUGAAGUUACCGUUUCCAUCUAUUAAAAUAAAUGAACCCGACCAGUAUAAUUGCUACACAAGAUAUUUGGAAGAACUUGAUGAAGUAUAUGUUUUGAGCACCUUAAUUGAAAUUAAUCACGACUUUGUUCAUCAUGCUGAUUUAGGUUUUUGUGAAGAACCUGAAGAUUUUGCAAGUCAUCAACCAUGGGAAUGUUCGAAGAGUAGAAAAUAUUGUAAAGGAGGUGCAGUAGGCGUUUAUUUUUUUGAUGACUACUUCAAACCCGAAAAUGGUUUAAUGAGGUUUCCUAAAGACAUAUCACUAAAAGUCGGAUUUUCAACAAUGCUGAGGCAUAUUACUUUUGAGAUGCACACUAAAGCAGCAGUUACCGAUUUCCAAUAUCCAUUAAUCAAUGUAACGUUAACAUUUAUCAAAACUCCCACAAAAUACAACUAUCAAAGUCAUUUACUGCUGACUGACGGAUUUAUUCCCGCAAAUAAAGAAAAGGGAUAUUUUGCGGAAAUAGCUUGUAGCUGGAGCAAGCCUGAUGUUGUUGCAUAUGCGGUUCAAGUACAUACACAUCAUUAUGGAUACACGGCUGAUGUGUAUAGAAUUCGAAACGGUACUUGGACUUUAAUGGUCAGUCAGUUAACACAAGGAAAAGCUAAGGUGUUUGUACCAGUAGCUGGAGGGGCUAUUGACGUACGACGGGGAGAUGUUCUGGCUGCAAAGUGUUUAUAUAUCAACAAGGAUAAUAAGCCAGUUCGUUUUGGGCAAGAUGAUGGUCAAGAGAUGUGUAAUGCUGAUAUCCAUUUUGGUUACGAAUUUAAAUAUGAAGGUAGUUUUCAACGUGGAGGUGCGUGUAUGACGCAGCAACCGGAAUUUUCAUUUUGCGACCACGAGGCAACAUCAGGAAUUUGUGGAGAUAAUAGCAAAAUAAACAUAUAGCAAGACUUUAAACAGUUCCCUUUUUUGUAGCUAUUGUUGUAGGAAAUUUCAAUACCUUUUGCAUUAUCUGUAUGUCUCUUUCUUUCUCUAUAUUAAUAAAUUA